This is a messenger RNA of Sinocyclocheilus grahami, 1271 nucleotides long. RefSeq names its product calcium homeostasis modulator protein 2-like. The transcript is spliced from 3 exons. The record is from RefSeq and is a predicted model, not a curated record. The coding region runs from base 247 to 1176 and encodes 309 amino acids. Gene Ontology annotation, molecular function: monoatomic cation channel activity. Gene Ontology annotation, cellular component: plasma membrane. NCBI's taxonomy places the organism in Eukaryota, Metazoa, Chordata, Actinopteri, Cypriniformes, Cyprinidae.
UCCUGCUGAUGAUUCAGUGCUGCAUGCCAUGCACACAACAGGCAGAGCGAAGGAAAGACCUAACUACUUCAACACAACACAACACAACUUCUUUUGCUGUCUGCAUUUGUUUGUACAUAUUUGUCAAACUUUAUGGCUGUUCAGCGAGACCAUUUGUACCUCAUUGCAAUGGAAUGUUUACUUUACAGAGACUCUCAUAAAGACUGUUUAACCUGCAUUAAUUCACAUUGAGAAAAUCAGGACAAGAUGGCUGCACUCAUCUCAGAAAACUUCAAAUUCGUUGCGCUCUUCUUCAAGAGUAAGGAUGUCAUGAUCUUCAAUGGCCUGAUAGGUUUAGGGACAGUAGCCAGUCAGACAGUAUACAAUAUUUUUGCAUUUCACUGUCCAUGUUCACCAAAGAAGAAUUACCUGUACGGACUGACUGCUAUUGGUGUACCAGCUCUGGCUUUCUUUGUCAUCGGAGUGAUGCUGAAUCAAAAUACCUGGGACAUUGUGUCAGAGUGCCGCACCAGAAAAUGUCGGAAAUUAUCACUGUCUGCUGCUUUUGCUCUUUUGGGCUCCAUUUUGGGGAGAGCAGUUGUUGCCCCCAUCACUUGGUCAGUUAUUUCCCUCCUGAGAGGGGAGGCGUAUGUCUGUGCUUUCAGUGAGUUUGUAGACCCCUCUUCUUUGGAUCAUUUCCCUCCUACUACAAAGACUCCAGAGAUCAUGGCCCGGUUUCCGUGUAAGGAUGUACCUGCUCCAUUUAUGAACUACUCAAGAGUGAUUGAACGCCAGCUAAAGUAUGAAUCCCAGUUGUUGGGCUGGUUGCUGGUGGGAAUCAUCUCCCUCGCUGUCUUUCUGCUCCUCUGUCUGAAACACUGCUGCUCUUCUCUUGGCUAUCAGCAGGAGGCGUACUGGUCCCAGUAUCGUUCCAGCGAACAAACUCUUUUCCAGCGUACAGCUGAAGUACAUGCUAAAUACCAUGCUGCUGAAUGUGUCAAGAACUACUUUGGCUUUGUGGCCUUGAAAGAUGAAGAGAAGCAGCUUCUAGAAGUCUGCAAGGGAAUCAAGAGUGUCAUUCCCAGAAUGGAGUGGAACCGCGUCACAGGGGUUUACAUGUACAGAGAGACUGAUGACACUCCCAUCUACAGCCGCUUAAACAAAUGGGACCUGUACACAAAGGAGAACAACUGUUAGGCAAAUGGAAAACAUUUGAUAUAUUCAGAAUUUUUCAUUUAUUAUUUUUUAAAUUGUUUUUAUUGUUUGUUGUUGUUCCUUCAUGGUAAACAUGC